AUGCUUCAAUAUCAGCUGACAUGGGUAAUAUUGAUCGCCGUUUUGGCGUCUCAGUCAUUGGCAGAAGACAAAUCCAAUGAAACUCGCCUUCGACAUGGACAUCAAAAUCAAUCAAAGUCAGUGACGGUGGUGAAGGAAGACGAACAGGCUCGGAAUCUGACUAACGAUGAGAACACUGCCAUUUUGUUUUUGUCCGAACUGCAAGAUGCUUUGUUCCAGGAGAUGGUGGAUUUAGAGAAUGCGACUCAAUUCUACUACAACCAAACUACAAUUGUCUUUACUGAUAUGGUGGUAAGUCUUUUCCUUUUUUGUUGAUGUUUAGGUAACAGUUGUAGAGAAAGUGGAUGCUAUUGGUGAUGAAGGUGGGAUUUCAGGCGCUUUUCUGAUUUCUUGAAAAAUUGCAGAACGACCCAUGUGUACGGAAUGGAAACUCGACUGUGCCAGCCAUUAUUGCCUUCGUUCUCGGCCUAAUCGUGUACCCAUUGCUCAAGUGUGUGUGUGUAUCAGUUUGCCAGAGGACUCGUCGUCGUGCUCAGAAACGCUACCUCCGUGGACGUGCUAUGGGCCGUGACCAAGCUGAUUUGAACAAACUUAUCGACCAGGCUGUUCAGGACAAUUCGGACUUAGAUUUGUAA
Molecule: messenger RNA, 635 nt
Organism: Bursaphelenchus okinawaensis
Lineage: Eukaryota; Metazoa; Nematoda; Chromadorea; Rhabditida; Aphelenchoididae
Source: the annotation of a GenBank genome assembly